This is a messenger RNA of Mytilinidion resinicola, 806 nucleotides long. Its product is annotated as glutathione S-transferase. NCBI's taxonomy places the organism in Eukaryota, Fungi, Ascomycota, Dothideomycetes, Mytilinidiales, Mytilinidiaceae. The record is from RefSeq and is a predicted model, not a curated record. Gene Ontology annotation, cellular component: cytoplasm; nucleus. Gene Ontology annotation, biological process: translational elongation. The transcript has a single exon. The annotation marks the transcript as partial.
CCAACGAAACCCCCAGUUACAUAAAGCCACCCCCAAUCGCCACAAAAGCCCACCAACACCUCCGCCUCACCACUAAAAAAGUUCCACGCCCCCCAUCAUUCCCAGCCAUGUCCGACUCCCCACCUUCCCCACCAACCCCCUUCGCAACCCUCUACACAACCCCCUCCUUGCUGCACGCGCAUGCCACCAAAGCCCUCGCCGCCGCGGCCCUCAACGCCCUCCCCAUCACCGUUCCCCCCGACUUCGCCUACGGCACCACCAACCGCACCCCCGCCUUCUUCGCCAAGUUCCCCAUGGGCAAGAUCCCCGCGCUCGAGACCGCCACCGGCUUCUGUGUCGCCGAGGCCAGCGCCAUCGCGCACUACCUCGCCGACAGCGGGCCCAAGCGGCUGCAGCUGCUAGGCCGCACGUCCGAAGAGCGCGCGCUGGUGCAGAUGUGGAUGAGCUUGGCCGACAGCGAGAUCUUCCCGGGUAUGGGCGCCGUGCUGGGGCCGAUGAUGGGGACGGUGGCGUAUGAUGAGGGGGUGGUGGCGGCGGGGGAGGCGGCGUAUUUGCGGGCGGUGAGACCGGUGGAGGGGCAUUUGAAGCGGAAUGAGGGGAGGGGGGCGGAGUGGUUGGUUGGGGGGGAGGGGCCGAGUUUGGCGGAUCUGAGUGUGGCGGCGGGAUUGUUUUGGCCGUUUAAGUUUUUGUUGGAUGGGAGUGCGAGGGCGGAGUUUCCGGAGACCGUGGGGUGGUAUACGAGACUGCUGGAUGUUGAGGAGGUUCGGAAGGGGUUUGGAGGACCGCCGCAGUUUUGUGAGAAGAGG